AUGAAGGGCUGGCUCCAGCCCCUGGUGCUCGCUGCGUCAUUAGCAGGCGGAGUUGUCGCAAAUGAAUUUAAUAUACAACAAGAUGAUGCUCAUCGACAACGGUGUUCAGGCAUGUACAGCCGGAAAGCCUGGGGCGGCGAUAUCGAUCCCUUCAUCCUCACGAAAUUCAUGAAAGUCGAAGACAACGCAGAAGAUGCCCUUGUCAGCUUGGUUAUAUUCGAAUGGGGUGACGAGGCACUGAUAGGACGCGAAGUUCCGGGAACCGAUGAGCUAGCUACAAUUUGUGACCAGGCCAAAGUCGACGUCGAUCUUUGUACCUCAGAAGAGAUAGGGUCCUUUAUACUCGCUGUAAACGCUACGGAAACUUCGAAAUCGCCCAUCUUAUCCAAAGCUAUCAAUUUGAAAGAUCCUGCCGCUAUAAACUAUCCAGUGAAGAAGACCGGCUUCUACUGUGUUAGUACUUAUGCUUUCUCUGGGCACGACUAUCAGGGCGUUGUGGAGUUCCGAAAUGCAUAUGGUGAACUCCCGGCUGCUCAAAUUGCUAAGUUACCAUUUUAUGGAGGACUUACCAUUGUAUAUGCGGUCUUCGGAGUCUUCUGGGGUUUCCUUUAUGUCCAGAACCGACACGAUAUCCUCCCUGUGCAGAACUACAUCACAGCUAUUCUCAUCUUUCUUGUCAUUGAGGAAGCAAUGACUUGGGGAUUUUAUGAUUAUCAAAACAGUCAUGGCUCGAACGCACUUGCCAAGGUCCUGAUGAUCAUCGUAGCUAUCCUCAAUGCCGGUCGAAAUGCUUUCUCAUUCUUCUUGCUGCUUAUUGUCUGCAUGGGCUACGGAGUCGUUAAGCCGUCCUUGGGAAGAACAAUGAUCUGGGUCCGAGUCCUUGCGAUAACACACUUUGUGUUUAGUAUGAUAUAUGGCAUUGCAAGUCUCACAAUUACCCCCGACAGCGCCGGUCCUCUGGUGCUACUGGUCAUUCUUCCGCUUGCAGCAACCCUGACAACCUUCUACGUUUGGACCCUCAACUCGUUGAACAUGACUAUGAAGGAUCUGGUCGAUCGGAAACAAAAGACCAAAGCGAUGAUGUAUAAGAAGCUGUGGUGGUCAAUCCUCGGUAGCAUUAUCGUGAUUUUUGCCUUCUUCUUUAUCAACUCAUUUGCCUUUGCUGGCCGGAACGCGGCCAACUUCGUCCCGGAUCACUGGAAGACGCGAUGGUUCAUCUUGGAUGGAUGGCUGAAUAUCGUUUAUCUUUUUGAUAUUGCAUUCAUCUCCUACCUAUGGCGUCCGACUGUCAAUAACAGGAGGUUCGCAAUGAGUGACGAGCUCGCCCAAGAUGAUGAUGGCUUCGAAAUCCGUUCUCUCGCCAACUCACUUGAUGAAGAAGGCGCGAUCCCACUUACAGAUGAAUAUGAUCGCUACUCUCCAGAGACCGAACUAUCACCCGUACCACCAAAACCCGUUCAGCCUGCUCCUCAACAUCGCGAGUCUCUCGAUGGUGAGACCAUAUUUGCCGUUGGUGAGGAAGACGGCGACAAGUUCAGUGACGAUGAUGAUGACUUUCGGAAAUCUUCCGAGGAGGCGAGAAAAUUGACCGGGACUUCACAUUCAUAA
Talaromyces marneffei is the source of this 1608-nucleotide messenger RNA. RefSeq lists its product as uncharacterized. The transcript is spliced from 7 exons. Bases 1 to 1608 code for a protein of 535 amino acids. Gene Ontology annotation, cellular component: Golgi apparatus; membrane. Lineage: Eukaryota; Fungi; Ascomycota; Eurotiomycetes; Eurotiales; Trichocomaceae. Gene Ontology annotation, biological process: retrograde transport, endosome to Golgi. The record is from RefSeq and is a predicted model, not a curated record.